Dromaius novaehollandiae (emu) is the source of this 6058-nucleotide messenger RNA. RefSeq names its product polypeptide N-acetylgalactosaminyltransferase 8 (gene GALNT8). Gene Ontology annotation, biological process: protein O-linked glycosylation. Lineage: Eukaryota; Metazoa; Chordata; Aves; Casuariiformes; Dromaiidae. Gene Ontology annotation, molecular function: polypeptide N-acetylgalactosaminyltransferase activity. The transcript is spliced from 11 exons. Gene Ontology annotation, cellular component: Golgi apparatus. The record is from RefSeq and is a predicted model, not a curated record. Bases 342 to 2258 code for a protein of 638 amino acids.
CAGAGCCUUUCUGAUAGCUACCCAACGGCCUUCUACUUCCUACAAAAUAACCUCAGGUCAUUUGACUGGUUGAAAGCUGUGAGAGCUGCGUGCUUUCCCUGUCAAUGGGUAACUUUUACAGAUAUAUGUAAAAAUGGUAGUGAAAAUACGUCUACAUUGUACCUUAUUUUUGUCAAUUAUAUGACCUAGUAAACUCAGUUAAGUGCUUCAUCUGAGCAGUCUUUGCAUCUGCUUGACUGAGAGCUAUUUGAAACAGCAAAUUUGGAAAGAGAAAACACAGUGGAAACCUGAAACAAAUACAGAUUCCAACCAGCAGAAGGCUCGAUUUCUUUACACUUAGAAUGGCACCCUGGAGGAGACUGGAUAAAGUCAUGCUGUUAAUAAUAAAUGUAGGUUUUGUGUUUUAUAUUAUGCACUCACUACAAGAUCUAAGAAAGGGAAGAAGUGACUCUGUAGUAGUUAAUCCUUGGUCUCUUAACCAAGAAAAUACCAUCUUUGAGAAACUGGACCAUUUGGACUGGCGCAUUUACAACCUCUCAAAAUCAGUGGAACAGUUUCAUGAAAAUAUAAAACAAAUAAAAUAUGAUCAGAAACUGCAAGAUAACUCCAAGAGUGAAGUACAUCAGGCUGGAUAUGCAGAGGAGGAAAAGAAGAGUGUACAUCGCUUGCUGUACCCAGACUCGCUUCUGUUCAAGCGCUGGGGUGCAGAUUUAACAGAAGAGGAGCAAACUGUUGCACAGAAUCUGUUCUUAAAAUAUGGGUAUAAUGUUUAUCUCAGCGACCACCUACCUCUGGACCGACUUAUUAAAGACACCAGAUCUCCCAGCUGUCAAAGGAAAACAUAUCCCCAAGACCUUCCAACACUCAGUGUUGUACUUAUAUUUAUGGAUGAGGCACUGUCAAUCAUUCUACGUGCAAUUACUAGUAUAAUUAAUCGAACACCUUCUCAUUUAUUGAAAGAAAUCAUCCUGGUAGAUGAUUACAGUUCAAAUGAUGAUCUGAAAGGACCUUUGGAAGCACACAUCAAAAGUUACAAUGCAAAGCAUCCUGGACUGCUGAAAAUCAUAAGACAUCGGAAAAGAGAAGGCCUAACACAAGCCCGGAUUUCUGGCUGGGAGGUGUCAACUGCAGAUGUUGUUGCAAUUUUGGAUGCCCAUAUUGAAGUGAACGUAGCAUGGGCUGAACCUAUCCUGUCUCGAAUAAAAGAAGAUCGCACUGUUAUAAUAUCACCAGUAUUUGACAAUAUUCACUUUGAUAAUUUUGAGCUUCUCCAGUAUUCAGUGGCUGCGGAUGGAUUUGACUGGGCACUCUGGUGCCUUUAUGAACCUUUACCAGCUGAAUGGUAUGCUCUCAAAGAUGAAACAGCUCCAGUUCGAAGCCCAUCUAUAAUGGGGAUUCUUGUUGCACAUAGAGAAUUUUUGGGUGAGAUUGGUGUCCUGGAUGGUGGAAUGCACAUAUAUGGAGGAGAAAACGUGGAACUUGGCCUGAGGGCCUGGCAGUGUGGAGGGAAAAUAGAAGUAUUGCCCUGCUCAAGAAUUGCUCAUUUGGAAAGAGCUCACAAGCCUUACUUGCCAGACUUGAGUAUCUCUGUGAGACGGAAUGCCUUGCGGGUGGCAGAAGUGUGGAUGGAUGACUACAAGUACAUGGUCUACUUAGCAUGGAAUCUUCCAGUGGAGAAUCCUGGAAUAGACUUUGGAGAUGUUUCUUCCAGAAAGGAACUAAGGAAAAAACUGAACUGUAAAGGCUUUGACUGGUACAUAAAAAAUGUUUACCCUAAUUUAGUAGUUCUGCCCAACAUUGUGGCCUAUGGAACAAUGAGAAACACAUUGAAAGAAGACAUCUGCAUUGAUCAAGGUCCUGUCCCUGGAAAUACACCAAUUAUGUAUGUUUGUCAUGCAUACUCACCGCAGCACAUCUUUUAUCACAGCACUGGAGAAAUAUAUGUAGGUGGUUUGCGUGCCCGACUGAAUACGAUUGAUCGAUGCCUAACUGACCCUGGGAGUGGAGACUUGCCAGUUUUAGAGCAAUGUGACACAGCUGUGAAUAGCGGCCUGAACCUGUAUUGGGAUUUUAAGCAAGGAUCAGCAGUAAUCAACAGAAACACUAGAAGAUGCCUUGAAAUUACAGGAGACAAUCAGUCUUCAUACCGACUUGUGAUGCAGGCCUGCUCAGGACAAAGGUGGAAUAUUCAACAUACUCUUAAGGACUGGGGAAAGACGAAAGAUCUGGAACAGAAGACACAGCAUUCAAAGCAUUGACUGGAGGACCUUGAUUCAUGAAAAUUUCUGUGCUCAUAACACAACACUGGAAGCAACAGUUUGAAGAGUUUGUUUACACAGGAACUUACAAUAUACUAGCUACUCAUUUACAAUGAGUACUACUUCCAGUAGUUACGAGCCAUGACUGCAAAGGUCCACAUUCAUCUUACCACAUUCAUGCCAUCUGCCAGAGUUUCCUCAGUUAGGAGUGAGAUUGCCUUGGCUCUGUCUUAUAAUCAUGGGAGGGAAGUGAUUGCUUCUAGAAGUGUUUCAGCCCAUCUGAGUUCUCUAUGUUCUUUAGAGGUGACUAUCUCUGCUCAUUGAUGGUGUAAGCCCUCUAACUUUCUAAAUUAGGCAUUUCAGUUACAUAUUGCAGUUUAGAAGGAAUGAAUUUGAGUCUAAGAUUUCCUGUCACACACAGAGUUUACUAAAAAUGGACCAUUUGUCUUUUUCUAGGUUGUAUAGACAAUACAAAAAAAUCUUGUAAGGGUGUGUUUAUGGUAGAGGGGGAAAAGAAAUGCAUCCUUGUUCUGCUUCUCUUAUGAGUCCACUAGACAUGAAUCUUCUUCUCAGUUAAAUUCAUUAGAUUGGGCAGUACUACACUAAGGCAGUACUUGAAGCUGGUUUGUGCCAGCCACCUAACAGUGUGGAUAGAAUCCAGUCAAACCUUUGGAAGCAAGGGGAUCCAACUCAGUCUGUUCUGCAAAUGAACACAAGCCCAAUGCCAUAGUGUGCAUGCGUCAAAGAAACUCAGUAAAAUAUUGCAGGAAUGCUAAAGGGAGGUAGUUUGUGUCUCUCUGAGCCCUUCCAGGUAGACAUGCUGUGAGUUCUUGUUCUCUGCUUUAGAAAUAGGGUUAGGUGGAAAUGGUUCUUCUGCUUCUUAGAGUAACCACUUCUAAGUCCUACUUUAUUUGUUGAAGGGAACUCCUGUAAAACAAACUUCACUGAAAUCAUUUAGAGCUUUGGCCUGAAGUAGUUUCACCAUUAAGCAUGCCAAACAUUUUAUCUGAAUAGAAAAUGGAUUCAGGUUUUGUUUGAAUAUUAUCUUGUGAACUUGUGUGCCUCCUAAUUUCUCUCUAAACUUGAUGUGGAUAAUUUGGCUCUGGUAUUCAGGACUGUAAUUGGGCAAGCUCUUAAAGAACAAUCUUAAGUCUCUUAAGGUCUGUUCACCUGCUUUUUUUGGUUCUGAAAAGUUAUUGGUAAAAAGCCACAUUUUAAUCCGACUUCAAUUAAAUUACUAGAAUCAACUUUUAUUGCCAUAUCCUUAGUUAAAGCAAAUAACAUUACAGAAAGAGGAAUAACUGCUCUGGAGUAACAAAGUGGCUUACCAAAAUCCAAGGAUUUGCGUUGUGGUAAGCACAAUGAACAUGGUGGGAAUUUCGCUGGUACCAUUGAGAUCAUAAUUUGUCCUGCUACUGCUGAUGAUGGUGCAUACAUUUACUUAAUCAUUUUUCAUCUUAAUACAAUACUUUAAUAGAACCAAAAUGUUGCAGACAUUUGGACAAUUUUGUUUUGAAAUUAGAGUUCGGAAAACAUCAAAAAGUUCCAUAAAGUUUGGAUCUUCCGUUUCCAAAUGUACAGCCUUUAGUUAUAUAUAAGGAUCAACACAAAAACAAAAUGCUUCAGAUGUAUCAAAAUCAAAUAUUUUGAUAUAUCCUAUAUAUGAGUAGUUUUAAUUUCCUGAAGACCCUCCAAAAAUAUGGCUUUUUGGCUAAUUUUUUAAUGGGAAAAAAAUAGUAGCCAGAGGAGAGAAAUUCCAUUUUCAGACUAGUGCUUUCUAGUGAGACAUAAAUAACAACUUAAUGUUUUUUAUGCUGCAAUAGUAAUUCAUUGUUCUCACUAGUAAUAAUUUUCCACUUGGAAAUUCACUGCACGAUGAAGUGAUUGGUGCAUGAUUCCUUGACAAGUCAACAAUAGUGGUAGGACUAGAAGCUGUAAAUCAUGGGGUAUCUUGAGAAGGAAGCUAUGACUAUGACAUGGCAUAAUGAGUGGAAUCUGUUCAUUGACCUGAAAACCAGUCUUCAGCUGAGCCUACAGAAACACACACCUCAGCUUCUGCAAAAUAACAAUAAUACUGCAGUACCAUGUGUUAUCCAGAGGAACACAGGUAAUACAUAAUAACAUAAACAGGUGUUUUUAAUGGUUGUGCAGCCCCAAAGGAAUAGGACAGCCUAAAUUCAGAAUAAAUAUAAACAAAAUGACCAAGGUGUUUGCUACUGUUAAGGCAGCCCCAAGGAUAAGCCUACACAGACCAGGAAAGCUAUUUUCUUUGGGUUUGUGCUCUAGCAAACUUUGUUUUAGUAUAUAUGCAAUAGGAAGCCACCUUAGGAGGAGGAAUUAAAGGGAGAAAAGAGUUUUUUCUUUAUUGCCUGGGAGAAUAGGGAAAAGAGGCAGUCUGGGAACAGGAAUUAUUUAAAGACUGCUAAUUAUUAAUCUCUUUGGGGGGAAAACAAAUCAGGGAGCAGACUAUUAUUUAAUCUAUCAUCAGGGGAUUAGUUUAUUUCUGACCAGCCGUGAGGGGUGGAACUGUGAUAAUUAAGAAUCAAAUAAAUUUAAAAAACAACCUGACUGUUUUCAUUCACAUUUUUAUGCCCGAUUUUUCCCACCAAAAUUAAUUUCCUAAAUUUCCCCCUUGUUGUGGAGCUCAUCCUUUUGAAUCAUUAAACUUACGUGUUAUCAUUGGGGUAUGGCUGUCUACUCAAGUUGAAAGAAGUGCAACCAGGUUCAGUGGGCAAUUUUAAACCAAAUAAUUAUUAUCAUUUUAUCUGUUUUAUGUCCAGAGUAUGGGUUCCUCUCUAGGUAUAAGAACAUUUGGUAGAAGAAUUACAUUUUUCAGAGAGUUGGAUGAUUUACUAUUGGUUUCACCAGUUUUCCACUAUGUGUGUCCUUAUCACAACAAAUUUUUUCCAUUUCUGAACAAGAUUGAAAUAACACACUUUGUUCUCUGGUUGCAGGCAAUGUUCCUAGGCUUUGUUCAUCCCUAUUUAAGUUUUCAUAUGCCUGCCUGUUUUCAUGCACACAUCUUCGAGCACAGUGUGUUUUCCAGGAUAUUUUUGCUAAGUAUUCUGUGAGUGAGUGGUUUCUGAAAUCCUUGGCAAACUAGGAACCUGAGAUAUUCCUUCUGCUGAGAGACCUGGCUGAGGCAAGGAGGUUAGCCAGUUGUGACAGUCCAAGGAGAGUGCAGGUAAUUGCUAGGACUGGGCUGAAUCGUGGAGCUGCUCAGAGUGCAUAAAUGGAGAUAAUAACUUAAGGCUGAGUAGUACAUACCCUAGAGAUGGAAAAGAAAGAGAGGAUGUAGAGCACCAGAAGUCUGAAGAAGCAAGCUCAGGAUUCAUAAAGUGGAGAUCACAUCAGCUGCUUACGGGGAACAGUGGGGACUUGAGAGGGUUGUUCGAUAGAGGAGACAGAAGUUGGAAACAAUGAAGAUUGAAGCAAAUGAGUGGAGAGACACAGCAGUGUCUGCGGUAAGGAGGAAUGGCUCUGAUGCAGAAUAGAGCUAGGAUUUUGGAAAGAGCUGGCCUGUCCUGAGGAAGUAAGGAGAGGGUCUGGGGCUCUCUGGGGUUGUGAGUAGUUAAGCUAGGGACACUCCAGCCUCCUCUGCUCAUUCUGUUCUCUAGUUGUACUUGUCUCCUUAUGAUAUCUGCUUUGGCAUCUGAAGGAGAUGAAUUAUUAUUUUCUUCCUGAUUGUGUUUGUUCAGUUUGCAUGACAGAGCCUAAUUUGUUACUCUUUUGCUCUGACACUAUAUGUACUUAAUAAUGAUAAUAAAGAUAAGAGCCACAAUAAAGAGUUUCUAUCACCA